Messenger RNA from Nannospalax galili (Upper Galilee mountains blind mole rat), 1479 nucleotides. RefSeq lists its product as uncharacterized. NCBI's taxonomy places the organism in Eukaryota, Metazoa, Chordata, Mammalia, Rodentia, Spalacidae. Gene Ontology annotation, cellular component: nucleosome. The record is from RefSeq and is a predicted model, not a curated record. The transcript is spliced from 5 exons. The coding region runs from base 16 to 1212 and encodes 398 amino acids. Gene Ontology annotation, molecular function: protein heterodimerization activity; DNA binding; structural constituent of chromatin.
CUAGUUUUUACUGUUAUGGCUCGGACCAAGCAGACGGCUCGCAAGUCCACCGGCGGCAAGGCCCCGCGCAAGCAGCUGGCCACCAAGGCCGCCCGCAAGAGCGCGCCGGCCACCGGCGGCGUGAAGAAGCCGCACCGCUACCGGCCGGGCACCGUGGCGCUGCGCGAGAUCCGGCGCUACCAGAAGUCCACCGAGCUGCUGAUCCGCAAGCUGCCGUUCCAGCGCCUGGUGCGCGAGAUCGCGCAGGACUUCAAGACCGACCUGCGCUUCCAGAGCUCGGCCGUGAUGGCGCUGCAGGAGGCCAGCGAGGCCUACCUGGUGGGGCUGUUCGAGGACACCAACCUGUGCGCCAUCCACGCCAAGCGCGUCACCAUCAUGCCCAAGGACAUCCAGCUGGCUCGCCGCAUCCGAGGGGAGAGGGCGUGGAAAAGCCCUUACAACCGUGUUGAGAGGGAGAAAGGCCUGAAUUCAGAAGUGAUCAAGCGCAGCAUUAAAGCUCAUUUUUCUGAGGUUCUGAGUGGCUCUGAAAAGAGCCUUUGGGUUCAGGGCGCUGCGCGCGCUCACUUGGAGCUGGUGUACUUGGUGACGGCCUUGGUGCCCUCGGACACGGCGUGCUUGGCCAGCUCCCCAGGCAGCAGCAGGCGCACGGCCGUCUGGAUCUCCCGGGACGUGAUGCUCUCCUUGCGGCUGCGCUUGCGCUUCUUGCCGUCCUUCUUCUGCGCCUUGGUCACCGCCUUCUUGGAGCCCUUCUUCGGGGCGGGCGCUGACUUCGCGGGAUCCGGCAUUCGCUACGGUUUCACCAUGGCUCGGACCAAGCAGACGGCCCGCAAGUCCACCGGCGGUAAGGCCCCGCGCAAGCAGCUGGCCACCAAGGCCGCCCGCAAGAGCGCGCCGGCCACCGGCGGCGUGAAGAAGCCGCACCGCUACCGGCCCGGCACCGUGGCGCUGCGCGAGAUCCGGCGCUACCAGAAGUCCACCGAGCUGCUGAUCCGCAAGCUGCCGUUCCAGCGCCUGGUGCGCGAGAUCGCGCAGGACUUCAAGACCGACCUGCGCUUCCAGAGCUCGGCCGUGAUGGCGCUGCAGGAGGCCAGCGAGGCCUACCUGGUGGGGCUGUUCGAGGACACCAACCUGUGCGCCAUCCACGCCAAGCGCGUCACCAUCAUGCCCAAGGACAUCCAGCUGGCGCGCCGCAUCCGCGGCGAAAGGGCGUAAACCGAGACUGACGAGAGUGAUCGCUGAACCCAAAGGCUCUUUUCAGAGCCACCUACACCUUUGAAAGCGUUGUACACUUAAUUCUUCCAUAGUGACUAUUAUGCUGUGGGUCACAAAACCUAGGGAACAGCUGGAUGCCCUUCAUCCCAAUUAACCCUUGUUAUCUCAGUUCAGGGUUCGAAGUCUUCACUCCACACCGCCAGCCUAGGCAAAGUCCUGAACUCAGUUGCGCUGUUACCCUGUUGCCAGUCCGCAGUAUAAAUUCUU